AUGGCGUUGUCUUCAGGUGUUGACCUUAUCGGGUGGAGGUCAAAGGCAGGUCAGGGAUCUGUUGCUAGGCUACCAUCAGAUAACUGGCGGGGGUAGGCACUUGGCAGCCGCUUGCUGUCUGGGUAGCUGCUCUCUCUGUCAUUCACUGCUUGUCAUGUAAUCUCAUUCAUUUGCAGACAAUUGCCUGGACGUCAGAAAGGCUAUCUGCUCCAUGCUGUUGUAAUGAAAACACAUUAAAAUAUUAAAAACGGCCAAACUAGAGCCCCAUUACAAGCCAGCUCUACUUGGCAUUGGCACACUUCCGUUAUUAUACCAUCAUGCCAAUUGUCAUGUGGUAACAUGAACCGUUUAAAUAGGUAGUGUUGGUGACUGCCUUUGUCAAAAUGACAGUAUGGCGCCUGGCUGUCAGGACUAGGUAAAUUACACUGUAAAAGACAAAGGGUGCGUCCAAAAUGGCACCCUGUUCCCUAUAUAGUGCACUACCUUUGACCAGAGCCAUAUGGGACCUGAUCAAAAGCAGUGCACUAUAUAAUGAAUAGGGUGCCAUUUCAGAGGCAGACAAAGUGAAGGAUUAUGGGAAAGUAAUGGUGUGAAAUGGACAAGGAGGAAUCAGCGUCUUUUGAUUAGCUUUAUUUGAUUAAAGCCACACUGCAACAUAAAUUAGAUAUUCAUCUGGUCAUUCAAAAUGAAGACCUGAGGCAUAGUGUGUGUGUGUGCGUGUGUGUUAUAUGCUCAUGCAAGUACUGUGUGUGUGUGUGUGUGUGUGUGUGUGUGCGUUCCUGUACCAGUGUGGUUGCCUGCUUAUACAGUACAUGUACACUGAGUGUACAAAACAUUAAGAACACCUUCCUAAUAUUUAGUUGCACCCCCUUUUGCCCUCAGAACAGCCUCAAUUCGUUGCGGCAUGGACUCUACAAAGUGUCAAGCGUUCCACAGGGAUGCUGGUCCGUGUUGACUCCAAUGCUUCCCACAGUUGUGUCAAGUUGGCUGGAUGUCCUUUGGGUGGUGAACCAUUCUUGAUACACACGGGAACUGUUGAGCGAGAAAAACCCAGCAGCAUUGCAGUUCUUGACACAAACCGGUGCGCCUGGCACCUACUACCAUAGCCCGUUCAAAAGCACUUAAACGUUUUGUCUUGCCCAUUCACCCUCUGAAUUGCACACAUACACAAUCCAUGUCUCAGUUCUCUCAAGGCUUAAAAAUCCUUCUUUAACAUGUCUUCUCCCCUUCAUCUAUUCUGAUUUAAGUGGAUUUAACAAGUGACAUCAAUAAGUGAUCAUAGCUUUCACCUGGAUUCACCUGGUCAGUCUAUGUCGUAGAAAGAGCAGGUGUUCCUAAUGUUUUGUACACUCAGUGUAUAUGUAUGUGCUAGGCAAAUGGUCGAUCCAUUCAUGACUCAUUCUGAGAAACAAGUGGUUGUGCGCUCACCUCCCUACCUUUAAAUAGAGCGAACAAAAACCAAGGGUGGCAAAGCAUUCUAUUUAGAGAGAGAGAGUGCUGUUGCAUCUUCACACAAACACCAUAUUAUCUCCCACUCAGCAGCUCCAGCCACCUGGCCAUUUAUCUAUGUGAAGACUAGAAGAAUUCUUAACUCUCAUUCUGAUGAACGACAUCAUAAAUCCUGUCUCAUUUUCAAAUCCGCUCUCACACGGCGGUCCUUAGCAGAAGACAGCAAGCUGACACUGUGUCGUAUGUCUCUUCUCCCAGGAUCCUCUCUGGGUGACACGCACUUUGUCAGUGUCAUGCCAGCCGAGCCGGGCGGAGGUUAAUCGGCGGGUCGGGAGGAAGUGGUCAUCAGAGGGCUUUGUGUGAAACGCCACCUCAGCGAUGGCCGACAGAAAGAGAUAAGGCCGCGUCCAUUUGUCCGCCAGUCCAUCGCGCUAGGACGCUAGAAUCCCCCACCGUCACAGUGAAGCGUUGGCACUCGGGGCGGGGUUCUACAGUCCUAGCUCAUCUGUGAGAUUGGCACGUUCUGAAAAGAACGUCUCAGUGUCUUGGGCACUUGCCAACUGACAGCUGAGAUUUAUCGGGGUACGCAAGCCCGCAGCGAGGACUUCUCUUGUAACAUGGUACUCCUGUGAAAGGGAUAAAGAAAUUAGUGUUAAACAUUUCCCCCCACACCGUCGAGAUAUUUCCCUACAGUCUCUCUUCUUUUUUUUGGUUGAUAUGGCGGAUUGGAGACUUGAGAAUCAAACAGGAACCACCACAGUACCAUGCAGUCAGUGCUCCUGUUUCAAUUCCGUGCAUAUUCAUGAGGGUGAGUGGAGAAUGUUGCUGUACUCUGUCUGUUGAGUCACAGGUCCUCUGUGGCAGGAAGCACUCCUGGUCAAAUGGCAACCGAGAUAGAGAGAGAGCGAGAGAGAGAGAGAGGGAGAGAGAAAGAGAGGUGGAUGAGAGAGCGAGAGAGAGGGGGGAGAAGAGAGAGAGAGAGAGAACAAGAGAGAGAAAGAGAGAGAGAGAGAAAGAAAGAAAGAGAGGAGGGGGCGAGAGAGAGAGAGAGAGAGAGAAAGAAAGAGAGUGAGAGAGAGAGAGAAAGAAAGAGAGUUGUGUGGGAUUUGAAAGGAACAGCUCCUGGCUGCCUGUCUUGGAUAUUUAUUCCUUUCUAAAGCAAUGAGGUGUUUGGAGAAAAAGGCCAGCCAGUGUUCUAAAUGCUACACUGUCGGUGCAGGGAGCUGUUAACUCAGGUUCCUCUAUCUGACUACACUGUGUUGAUCCCAUUAACUAUACAGUCAACCAUCCACAAAUACAAACUCUGAUAUGUACAGAGCCUCUUUUGAUUCUGAAAUGCCACUCUUAGGUAAAUUCAUAAUCAGUAACGAGCGUGUUUACAUCACAUGUCGUCACCACAUCGAGAGGAAAACAGAACACCUAGUACAACCUCCCAAAUAAUUUGUUGUGAAUCAAUAUCAAUAUCAAAAUUGCUGCCCCCUAUUGUCCAUUCAUCCACGGAGCAUUGGGUGACUCCUCCAUCUUCAUAUCACCUGUCAACAUCUAGAGGUAACUCUGCCAGGGUGAUGAACAGAGAGAUAGGCAAUGAAACACAAGGUGUGACAGUAUGGCAAUAUGUUAUGGGAUGCAGCUAGGCAGAGGGGCUCAUAAUGAAAGCAGGAUGAGAAGGCUUUGUUCCAAAUGUCACGAUGCAUAUUUAUGGCCUGCCGAUGGAGUGGCUCCUUGUAUAAGCACCAUCCAUCCAUUCAUCAUCCCUCCGUCUAGCGAUGGUCUGACAAAAGCACUUGCCACUCUCUUUCUUCAACACCUCGGCUGCAUGGCUGGCGACUAGCGUCAUGCGGGUAGCUCACAUUCUAGUGAAAUGGGCAACCUGAUCAUAUGAUGAUAGGGAGUUUUUCCUAGCCACUGUGCUUCUACAUCUGCAUUGCUUGCUCUUUGGGGUUUUAGGCUGGGUUUCUGUAUAAGCACUUUGUGACAUCUGCUGAUGUAGAAAGGGCUUUAUAAAUGAAUUUGAUUGAUUGAUGGAUUGAUACUGUAAAUCUCAUACUGUCGUUUUCUAUCUGAGAUUAUCUGAACUAUACUGUGGAUUAUUACAUAAUUGUUGCUUGAUUGUUACCUUAUAUUUUUUUAAAUGUAAAAUAGGGGAACCCUUGGUGUCAAUUAUUGUCCUUGGAAGCAUAGUAUUAUUACUAAAAGAUAAGGAAGCACCAUCUUUCUUUAUCAUAAUUAUUUACUUUGUGGUGUAGUAACACUUUAUUUGGUACAGAACUAUAGCGCCAGCUUUCAUUUACUUCCCACCACUUCAGAAGAUGCCACAAAUGGAGAGAUCAAUGUCAUAGCCAGAGUACAAUAAGACACACGGGAGGGCGUCAGACUGAAUCAGACACUCGGAGUAAAGCUCCAGCGAGCACUCUCCCACUAAGAGGGGGAUCCCAAGGGAUCCAGCUCCGUGUUGGCUGGCCCGCUCCUGGGCUGCUAUGCGGUGGAGGAUGGGGGUGGACUGAGUGACUGACUGUAUGGCUGUCUGUGGUCCCACUGCUCCUGAGGGAGAGAACAUGCCUCCAGGGCUAGGCUGAUUUGAGCCGGUCCAAGCACUAACCCCUGGGGGACACCAACCAGGCAGGCUGGGUUCUCUGAGCCUCUCUUUCAGGCAGCCGGUUGGCUGUCGGCGGUUGGAGCUUGGUGGUUGUGGAAAAAGAGAAGGGGCUUUCAUCUCUCUCUCUCUCUCUCUCUCUCUCUCUCUCUCUCUCUGUCUGUCUCUCUCCGAGCGUCUCGUUGGAUUUCCUCCCAAAUUACAGGGAGUGACUACACUCCACCUCCCCCGCCUCGCACCGUGCCCGGCUCACCGGAGGGCCUCGGGGGCCAGCGAACCGCUGUCAACCGUCAAGGCUCACAGCUGACUCAUUAAGAGGAAGUCAGUCGGAUGUGUCAUUGGACUGGAAACAGUAAGGAGGAAUAAACUACAAAAGUAUUGUAGCAUGCAUAUUAUGCACAUUUCUGCAGGUAAUCUAAUAUUGUCUGGCGGGGGCUUGUAAAUUCAUUCUAGGAAUACUUUCAUCUUUUAUCCACCAGUUCACACUUGACAAUGUAUGGUAUAUCAAUAGUGUUGUGACAACUAAUGUUAUAUCUCCUAUUGUGGAGAGACAGGCAAACCUUGGAUGGAAUCAUAAGAGCAUCAGCGGUGAAUGGAACUGGCCUUCAUAACAUCACACCAUACCAGCACCAAACUAAAGACAUCCAGGUAUCUAGGCAGAUAGUCAAGGUGGCAGCUGUGGUUUCCAUGGUCCUUUUCUGAUCAAGGGGGACCGUUGCCCAUCACUUCCAAGCUAUUACCUCCACACAGUAAGGGAUUUGUAUUGGGAUAGAACAAGACCCCGCCAGCAGGCAAUCUGUCUUUCAUUUGAAAACUCCCUCGAGGUUUUCCAUUAUCCCCCUCCAUAUCCAGCCUGACCUGGAGAGAAAACCUGGCCUGGUAGGGUCAACUCAGUCUAGACGCUCUACACCCCACCCCCCCCCCCCCCCCUUUCCUCCGCCUUCCAUCCAUCCUGCCUGCGGACACUAGAGGGAUGGAAGGAUGGAGGGCCGCCCCCCACCUCUUCCCACCUCCUCUCACCUUCAACCUCUCCCUACCUCCCCUCUCUCUCUUUCCAUCCCUCGACCCCCGACCCCUAAGCAACAAUAGCAUCUCUCACCACCGUAAUCUUUCCAUUUCGCGUUCCUUCCUCUAGGGGUUAGGGGUCUCUAGGUUGAGAGGGAGGGAUUUGUCUGAGAAUCGACUGUUGCUCUCGCUGGCUGUCCAUUUGAGCCGACCACUGUUGUUAUAGAUACUAGGCUGGUCAGACAGAGCAAAGAGAAGCCACAUCUGGCCACAACACAUAGUUAUUAUAUUAGCGGUUGCCAUUUUCAAUGUUCAAUAUCCCCCCGUAAUGGUCAGUGUGAUCGGUUAAGCUUCUUAUACACAAUGUGGAGGGAGCUUGGGUCACAGCAAGUCACUGUAAUGAAUGUGAAUAUGUCUUGGCUUCUUCCUUUCAGCAGAUAGCAUUCCCUUCUGUAUAAAUUCUGCACAGAGUUGGAAUGAAUACAUAGCUAAAACAUAUAUAAAGCUGGGAUGCCUUUUCUGAUGAUACCCCUCUGACAUGUCAUUCCAAGGUAGGAUUUUCCGCACAAAGGCAGAGGGAGUACACAGUCAGGUUGGGUUCACACCGGAGGUGAUAUUUGAAAAUUCCCCACCAAGAUACAAUGGUGACGGAGAAGACGAUGUAACCCAAGUGUUUCUACAUGACCGUUGACCAUGUAGUUCAAUUCAGUAUGACUUAACAAGCUGAAUUCAUGGCUCCAAGCCAUUAUAGUUAAGAAUGUGUGCCAAUACAAUGAGAGGGAGACAACCGUACAUUGAAGUUUUAGCAGACGCUCUUACCCAAAACGACUUACAGUAGUAGUGAAUGCAUACAUUUUCAUACUGGUCCCCCGUGGGAAAUAAACCCUCGACCUUGGCGUUGCAAGCGCCAUGCUCUACCAACUUAGCCACACGGGAGCCGUAACAUAACAUAACAUUCACAACUGUCAUUUCAAUUCAAAUUAAAGGCGCUCUCUACUGUACAUCUCUAUAUUGCCCAUAGAAUUUGUCCUAAGACACAGAUCAUUAUUGUCUUUGGUAGGCCAGUAAAAAGGGAUGUCAGAUUUAUUUUUCCCUGGCAAAAUCCCCUUCAUACACAAGCGCACGAUUACCGAAGACGGCAACAGGGGGAAGAAAAAAAACAGCUAAUUGAAUAUUCAUUAACCUGUGCCUAGGUGUAUACAAGGCUCUUAACUGCUCUUGUUUAUGACUUAAGGACUUGUAGCACUGACCUUAGUUUAACACAGCAGCAGAUACCAAAUUAACCUCUAGCCUCUGCAGGGCUAGCCAUGCCCCGCUAACAAGAAACCUGUCUAGACCAAGCUACAAGUACUUUAUGAUUCCUCCUCUCACUGGUUCAUUCUUCUCCCUCCCACCCUCCGAACACACACACACAGCCCAUGCUCUUUUCUCAUCUGUAAAUGUUUCUUUGCCUAUCUCCCAAUACACAUUCACAUGCACACACACACACACACAUACACACAAACACACACACAUAUACACACACACAGACAGCCCAACACUCUCUCCUCCUCCUCCUUUCCCCACCUUCUUCUCCCAAACUCAUUUCUCAUAUACCUCAAAACCUGUGUGGUUUUUGGGUCACGACUCACACCUCAGCGUCUCUGGGUUAUCAGAUGACAUACUUUAUCUUGGUGAGCGAUAAUGUAUCUUAUACAGGAAAAAAAUCACAGGGAUCUGAAAACAUUAUCAAGACAUUAUCAACAGAAUGGGAAUCCUCCACUUCCAUUAGAGCGAUUCUGAGUGUAUUGCACCAUCUUAUGAUGAGCAUUAUUCUAUUGGUGAUGGUGAGAUAAAAUGGAUGUGCAUGAAUCAAAUAGUGGUUAGUGGUUGCAGCUAAUAUGCUCAUGCAUUUUUAAUGAAGUGGCUAUAAGUGGCAAUGAAAGCGUAAUGCCCUGCAUGUCAGACGGUCAUUAUCAUGGGGCAUAGUAUUACAAGGUAAUGCAAUGCAAAUACAGGUAUUUAGACUAUAUAUAAUGUAUCUAAAUAAUAGUGUGUCUCCAUGAAGUGUUCAAAUGACAGUAAAAAAAACUUUAAGCCUGUAUUUCGAAAUAAUUUAUUGCUGAUUAUAAAGAACUGUUAUGCAGAUUAGACAGAAGGCCUAGUAGACCAUGUUUAAUGCAUGCAAAUUAAUAAAAGCUUUCACAUUAUCUCACCCAUACAUAUAAUCAAAUAUCCGCCUAUUCAUAUAAUUGUUUUAUUAAAACCCACUUUGGCUAUGAGAGUUAAAAAUUUUUUUUAUAUGAUACCCUCAAGAAUAGUGAGAAAUCCAAAACGCGGUUUUGAAGAUAGAUGUUUGUCCUUUAUUGGCUACUGUACACCAGAGCCCGUAAAAGCAGCUGAUUGGCUGCUGUUCUCACAGCCAAAACACAACAGAAAUCGUUCUAGCGACAGACGUGAAGUACAGGUGGGUAGCUAGAUUGCUAACAAGCUAAUGCUAAUUCUGUAGAUGUCUUACCUAACAUAGGUAAGUAACGAUUCGACACAUAAUUAUAUUUUCAGUACCGUGAAAUAUUAUGCUAUUAGCAUACGCAUUUCUGUCCUUAAGGGAUGAUUAAAUGUACCAUUUUAGCAGGCUAGCUAAUAGCUAGGCCUGUUAGCCACAUUAGCCCUUAGCUAGCUGUGUUUUGCUGAUUAGCUAGCUACCUGUUCAUUAGCAAGCUAGUUAGCCUCCUACCUUGCAAGUAUGCAUUUAGCAUAAUUUGCAUCCUGCUAAUACAUCUAGCUAGCUAGCAUCCUCUCCUUGUUAGUAAGAUGCAGAUCUGAUGCAACGUUUCCUAUGCGUUUUGAAUAAUUCAAAAUACUAAAUACUUAUUGUUCCUCUAUGUCCCUCUUCCAGGCAGAAUCAUGAGUCUCAGAAAGCAGACCCCCAGUGACUUUCUGAAGCAGAUCAUUGGCAGACCAGUGGUGGUCAAGCUCAACUCUGGAGUGGAUUACAGAGGUAAACACUGCAACUUUUAUAAGUCGUCACCUAGUGGGCCAGUGUGUGAUAUUUCUGCAUGUUAACCUAUAUCUUAAUUUUAUUUGUCACAUACGCCAAAUACAACUAGUGUAGACUUUACCGUGAAACGCUUGCUUACGAGCCUUUCCCAACAAUGCAGAGUAAAAAAACGAAUAAUACAAGAAUAGAGCUAUAUACAGGGAGUACCAGAUCAAUGUGCAGAGGUACGAGGUAUUUGAAGUAGAUAUGUACAUGAAGGCAGGGUAAAGUGACUAGGCAUCAGGAUAGAUAAUAAUAAGAGUAAAAUAAAGAACAGAGUAGCAGCAAAUGUAAAAGUGUGUGUAAUGUGUUUGUGUUACAUUUGUUGCUAUACUCCAGACAGAAUACAUUUUACUUCUAUGCCUGAUUGAGGUUUAAAGAUGCAUUGCCUAUGGACUGUGUGUCUGUCUGUGCCAUUGACAUUCAUUUGUGCCUGUCUGUAGGUGUCCUAGCCUGUCUGGAUGGCUAUAUGAACAUUGCAGUGGAGCAGACAGAGGAGUAUGUCAAUGGCCAGCUGAAGAACAAGUAUGGCGAUGCCUUCCUGAGAGGAAACAAUGGUAAGAGCUCCAGAACCAGACACAUGUUUUUUCGAACUACUUGGUGGCACUUGUGUAGAAGUCAACAUGAUAUUGAAUAGCUAUGGAGAAUGGUGUAUUCCUCCUUCCCCUUUUAUUUUAGUAAUUACUUAUUUUUGAUCAUUUCCGCGUUCACGUGCUAGUCAGAACUAGGGAACUCUGACAUUUCCGAUUUGCUAUCUGGUUGAAUCUGGCAUGUGUAUAGCUUCAACCAGUUAACAAGUCGGAAAUAUCAGUUUCCUAGUUCCGACUAGCACGUGAACACGGCAGAUAUGACACGUAAUUAACUGAGACUUGGCGACUAUAUGAUGUUGCCACGAAUAGCAGGAUGAACUGUAGAUAUUGUAAAAUGAUCAAGAUGAAAGAUGUUGCACUCGCAAAAAAUAUCUGCGCAUCUGCAUGGGUGCUGACAACAGCCGAGAAGUUUAGCCUCACGCUUCACCCUCUUAGUUGUUAUGGAAGUCAGCCUGAUAUCUCACAUAAUAGUAUCUGGUUUUGUUUCUACAUGCCACUUAAGUUUUCACUUUUCUUGUCUGUACUAAUUAUUUUCUAUUUCCUUCCUUAGUGUUAUACAUCAGCACCCAGAAGAGGAAGAUGUGA
Messenger RNA from Coregonus sp. 'balchen', 9241 nucleotides. The record is from the annotation of a GenBank genome assembly. NCBI's taxonomy places the organism in Eukaryota, Metazoa, Chordata, Actinopteri, Salmoniformes, Salmonidae.